UAGAUUCUAGCCCUGACAUGUCUCUCAGUCUCUAUUUAAACCAUAGACCGGAUCUCAACCGGCUCCCACUCCUCUCUUACCCUGAGCUCUAGCACUUUAUGUACAGCUACAGAGUAUUUAUAGACGACUUUAACUUAGAAUAGCCAAUUUACCUCUCUUUGCACAGAUAUUUGCAGCAAUAUGGCAACAGAAAAUUGUUUAAGCAGUUCUCAGAUCAACAAGGUUGACAAUGACAAACUGGUAAGACCUAGAGUACAGUUGAAACGCCUGUUAGAAGAUGCAGGUGCAGAUAAAGAAGUUUUCACCAUGAAGGAGGUUAUGUUUUAUUUGGGGAAGUAUAUCAUGAGCAAGGAGUUGUAUGACAAGCAGCAGCAACACAUCGUUCAUUGUGGAGAGGAUGCUCUCGGUGCCAUCCUGGGGGUGAAGAGCUUCUCGGUCAAAGAGCCCCGUGCCCUCUUUGCAAUGAUCAGCAAAAACCUUGUAACAGUAAAGAACCCAGAAACUCAGUCUAACUUAUCAGAACCUAGGAGUCAAAGUGAACCAGAGCGAGGGCCAGGGGAUACGGAUUCGGAGUCUCGCUCAUCUACCUCACAGCAGCGCAGAAGGAGGAGAAGCAGUGAUCCUGAGAAUUCCUCGGCAGAAGAUGAGCCUAAAGAACGCAGGAAGAGGCACAAGUCAGAUAGCUUCUCCUUGACGUUUGAUGACAGCCUGUCAUGGUGCGUGAUCGGCGGCCUGUGUCGAGAGCGGGGGAACAGCGAGUCUUCAGAGACGCAAAGCAACACUGAUGUAGGUAUCUCUCAUAGUGAGGAGAGUGAGGAAAGCGAGGAUUCUGAUUCUGAUAACUUUAGCGUGGAGUUUGAAGUGGAGUCCAUUGACUCUGAUGCCUACAGUGAGAACGAUGAAGAUUCAGUGCCAGGAGAGAAUGAGGUGUAUGAAGUCACAAUCUUUGCAGAGGAUGAAGACUCGUUUGAUGAGGACACUGAGAUAUCUGAGGCAGACUACUGGAAGUGUGCUGAAUGUAAUGAGCUCAACCCUCCUCUUCCUCGAAACUGCAAAGGCUGCUGGACCGUAAGACCCGGCUGGCUUCCAGAGACACAAUUAAACAGUGAAAACAACUCUGUUAACACACAAAACAACACAGAAGACACCAGCAUCAUCACACCCCACAGCACAGACCACAACCAGGCUUCUGAUGAUAACAACAAGCUUACCUCCAAACCCUCCAGCCCUCUCUCCGAAACAGACGAGGGAGUGGACAUGCCCGACGGCAAGUGCUCACAGUCUAGCACAGCCACCAAAGACGAACUUCCCUCUUCUGCCUAUGGCUCCAUGACUGACUCGCAAACUACAUCAUCACAGCCCUCCACUUCCUCAGGGGGCUGCAGCCAAGAAGAGUCCCCCGAGCUGGAGCGUUUUAACAGCCUGGAUGCCUGUUUGCCCUCCACUUUCCUGGAGCCUUGUGUCAUCUGUCAGAGUCGCCCUAAGAACGGCUGCAUCGUCCACGGAAGGACUGGGCACCUUAUGGCAUGCUAUACAUGUGCCAGGAAACUAAAAAAUCGCAACAAGCUUUGUCCGGUGUGCCGAGAGCCCAUUCAGUCAGUUGUGCUGACUUACGUGAGCUGAGGCAUCACAGAUAUACCUCCUCUUUAAAUUUGUAUUAUAGUUUUCUAUAGUUCUUUGCAUUGAAGUGAAUAUUUGUAAUAUUUUUCUUAUUGAUUAAAGAAUUUUAUUUAUAACUCAAAGACAAGAAAUGUUCAUGCAAAGAUGUUUUAAAGUUUGAGUUGAUGGGGAUAGCUGUGCUUUGUACUAUUGUUAAUUUAUAUUCAUUCUAAUUAAUUAAAGUUCUUUGAUGCACUAAAA
Paramisgurnus dabryanus is the source of this 1860-nucleotide messenger RNA. It is a transcript of the gene mdm2, whose product is annotated as MDM2 proto-oncogene. Gene Ontology annotation, molecular function: identical protein binding; p53 binding; ubiquitin protein ligase activity. Gene Ontology annotation, cellular component: nucleus. The record is from RefSeq and is a predicted model, not a curated record. Gene Ontology annotation, biological process: protein ubiquitination; negative regulation of apoptotic process; regulation of gene expression. Lineage: Eukaryota; Metazoa; Chordata; Actinopteri; Cypriniformes; Cobitidae.